Messenger RNA from Anastrepha obliqua, 4683 nucleotides. RefSeq names its product solute carrier organic anion transporter family member 74D (gene Oatp30B). Gene Ontology annotation, biological process: transmembrane transport; sodium-independent organic anion transport. Gene Ontology annotation, cellular component: membrane. The record is from RefSeq and is a predicted model, not a curated record. Gene Ontology annotation, molecular function: protein binding. The transcript is spliced from 11 exons. NCBI's taxonomy places the organism in Eukaryota, Metazoa, Arthropoda, Insecta, Diptera, Tephritidae. The coding region runs from base 219 to 4370 and encodes 1383 amino acids.
AGAGGAGCACCCGAACACAUAUGAACGUAUUGUAGACAUAUUUGGUUUCUGCAGACGAGAAAUAAUGCAAUUGUAAUCAGAGUACGGCAAUUGGACAGUGGAAGGAAAAAAUGUGAAAAAACUCAGCGAAAUAACAAAACCGGCUGUUUCGCAUUUCAGUUUAUUUUUCUUUUACGAAUUUCGAUGAAUGCAACAUCUUAACAGUGCCGACAACAAGUAUGACAGCCAAUCGACCAGCUACGCAAACCGAGGAAAGGUUGGCGGAGCAACAGCAACAACACCAACAACAACGUACGCAUCAACAAUGCACAAACACUUCAACAACUGCGACAAAUGCCAAUCUGUCAUCGUCUGCAAACGCUUCAGCUGCUUGUACGGCGGCUAACUAUGAUGAAAUGGAGCAUUGCGGCAACAGAUACGGUGGAACUACUGUAAUAAACACCAGCAGUGGUGACAGCAAUUGCGCGCAUGCUGGUGGCGGUGAAGGUGUAUGUCGUAAUCAUAGUACCGCCAGCUCAACAACACACCGCCGUGGUCACAGGCGACAAGAGUCCAUGUAUCAGAUGACGGGCCUCUACUCGGAAACGAACACUAGCGGCGAUGAUAGCAGCGUCGAUGCCGCCACACAGGACUCUCCGGCCAAUUUGGGUGAAUUGGCCAGUUGCAGUGCCGGCCCGAUGCCUGGCGCCAAUAAUACCAACGCCAACGUUUUGUCGCGUGCCACCUGCAAAUGUCACAAUCAUUACCAUCACCCACCACCACAUCAGAACAACCAUCAUCACCACCCACACAACAAUGGCCAACAUCAAACGCCAUGCAAUGCCAGUGGCUGUUGCAAUGAGACUCUGGCGAAAAGUCAUAGCCGUCAGCCGUCUGCGAACAUUACUGUUGGCACAUCUACUGGCGCCGGUAGUAACAAUAAUGCGGCUAAUAUGCUAUACGAUUCCGAAUAUGAUAAUGAUGACGAACUACAAUCACGUGACUGUGGCAUUCUCAACUAUAGACCGCGUCGUAUACAAAAAUUCGCUCGCAUCAAAGUAUUCGUCCUUUUACUGUCGAUUCUAGUCACGCUGCAGCAGGCCUUGAGUUCCGGUUAUAUAAAUUCAGUAAUUACGACGAUUGAAAAACGUUUUGAGAUACCGUCAAGUUAUUCUGGUCUGAUAGCGUCCAGCUACGAGAUUGGCAAUGUGAUAACUGUUAUAUUCGUGAGUUAUCUGGGUAGUCGGCGUCAUAUACCCGUGUGGAUUGGUAUAGGCGCUGCCAUUAUGGGCAUUGGAUCGCUGGUGUUCAUGGUGCCCCAUUUCACCGGUGAACCGAAUCCCGGUGUCACGAUUAUGAAUGAAACAAGUGACAAUAUAUGUCGCAGUGCUCUGGUACGCGACCAAGAUAUGGACUUAGGAAGGCUAUCGAGUGGUCUAUCGAAUCCACCGUUGGCUUCGCACACGUUGCGCGAAGAUAACUGCCUCGAGGGCAAGCUGUCUACCUUCGGACCGGUGUUGCUUUUUGUCAUUGCACAAUUGCUGCUAGGUUGCGGUGGUAGUCCUCUGUUCACGCUCGGCACUACCUAUGUGGACGAUCACGUUAAGACGGAAAGUUCAUCAAUGUACAUAGGUUGUAUGUACAGUAUGGCAGCGUUUGGUCCGGUGCUGGGAUUUCUGCUCGGUGCCUACUUAUUAUCAUUUCACAUGGACUCACUUUCGUCCACUAUCAUCUCGAUAAAUCCAGGAGAUCGUCGCUGGGUUGGCAUGUGGUGGGGUGGUUUCCUCUUAUGUGGCAUUUUACUGCUGAUUGUUGCAGUGCCAUUCUUCUCCUUUCCAAAGGUUCUUACCAGCGAAAAGAAGAAGAUACGUAAAAGCUCCGUUAUGCAACCUGCAGUGCCUAACAACUCAAAUAGUCUUCCACGCGGCACCGAUCCCGCUGGCAAAGUUAAAAAGGAAAUAGUGGCUGUGACUGCUAAAGAAGACGAUGAGCCGCGCGUGGAUACGGGCUAUGGAAAGGAUAUAAAAGAUAUACCCCAAUCUAUGCUGCGACUCGUGACGAAUCCCGUUUAUAUAGUUACUUGCUUGGGUGCGUGCAUGGAAUUGUGGAUUGUAUCCGGGUUUGUGGUGUUCUUACCGAAAUAUUUGGAAACUCAAUUUAGUUUGGGCAAAAGUCAAGCAAGUGUCUUCACCGGUUCCAUUGCCGUGCCGGGUGCGUGUAUUGGCAUCUUUAUAGGCGGCUGUAUAUUGAAACGGUUCCAGCUGAAACCCAAGGGUGCUGUGCAGUUUGUUAUAAUUUCGAAUGCCAUCUGCCUCGGGCUAUACGCAAUGUUAUUUUUUCUUGGCUGCGAUAACCUCAAAAUGGCUGGCACUACAAUACCGUAUUAUCGUAGCGCUAAACACGGUGUCAUCGAACCAUUCCAAGUAAAUCUUACGGCUGCCUGUAAUUUCGGCUGUGAAUGUCUCACCAGUGAUGUGGAACCGGUGUGUGGUAACAAUGGUUUGACAUACUUCAGUCCUUGUCAUGCGGGCUGUACAGCCUUUUCAUCCACGUCGAACUACACCAAUUGUGCUUGUGUUCACUCGAAUAUAUCGAGCAGCAUUUAUAUGGGUGCUGGCGGCAGUCAAGCUCAAGCAUUAAAUGCCAAUGAAGAUUUUGCCGAAGUAACCGUUGUUCCUGUUGCAACUGCCGGUCCAUGUGCCACACCAUGCCGUACCAUAUAUCCAUUCCUCAUAUUGCUUUUCUUCAUGACCUUCAUUGUGGCCUCUACACAAAUGCCAUUACUGAUGAUUGUUUUGCGUUCAGUGUCGGAAGAAGAGCGUUCCUUUGCCCUGGGUAUGCAAUUCGUUAUCUUCCGUUUAUUCGGCUAUAUACCGGCGCCCAUACUCUUUGGGAAUCUCAUCGAUUCGACAUGUUUACUUUGGAAAUCCACGUGUGGUGAAAAGGGUGGCCGUUGUUUGAUCUAUGACAUUGAGAAAUUCAGAUACAAAUAUGUGGGCCUAUGCGCAACUGUAAAAAUCGUGGCUCUUGCAAUAUUUAUCGCCGAUUGGUGGUUAGUGCGGCGAAGAAAGCAGUUGGAGAAGUUAAAGCCUAUCAAUGCAAACGAUCCUAUAAUCGGGUCCAUUAUCAGUUUGGAUAAAUUGUUCGAGGAAAAAUUAACGACGAAUGAAGCGAAUCCGAUAUACGGCAGCAAUGGCGAAAUCAUACUCACAUCAGACGUGGUGAGGCACUCGAGAAAUGACUCGCGCACCAUACAACUAGAAUAUGGCUAUGACAAAUGCAAUAAUGCAAUCAAUUCCUCGGGCUUAUUAACGCCACAAACUAAAUCCAAGAAACAUUUCCGCAGUGCUUCAUGUGAUGUCAAAAUGAUACGUAGCUUCUCCAAGGACCAAAACAUCGCACCUGGCUCUGCUACAACGGACGGUGGCUUGCAUGAGCCUAUAAAGAUCAAGAGCUUAAAACGGUUUCAGACACAUUCCCGCAACAAUUCCAGUGAUUUGAAUAGUGAUUUCCGUCACAAACUCACGCAUUCGCGCACAAACUCACGCGACGAUGCUGGCGCUGGUGCCCUCAAUAUACGUUACAUACAAAAUCAGCUCAAACCGCAAGAGGAUGAGGAGGACGAUGACGAGCUGACGACCGGUUGUGGUCACUUCGUGAAGAAACAUGCACGCAAUCAUUCCUAUGAUCAAAUUUAUAUGCCCAAUAAUAUACGUUUUGAUGCUGAUUUCUUCCGGAAUCAUCACAAUAACAAAAACAAGAAUGUGAACGUGUUAAAGAAUGUGAAUAGAGAGGAAACUCGUGUAAAGAAUUCGAAUGAGAUGGAAGCGGCAGCAGCUGCAGCAGCAGCAGCAGGAACAGCAACGGCAACAACAGUCGGAUCACGCGGCCACUCACGCAAUAAUUCAAAGGAUUUAAAUAUACGCACAACUACAGCAACGAGCAAUAAUAUAAAUCCAAUAGCGCCGUCUUCGGGCACCGCCACUCUGGGUGGUAGUGGUGGUGGUGUAGUCGGAGCAGCUCACAAUGUGGCUGAAGCGGCAUUGAAUAUCCUACGCCAUCGGCGCACUAAUUCCAAAGACUUAAAUUACACGCUCUGCACGAGCAAUGAACGCAACGAUUUGGGUGGCGGUAGUACUGCUUGCAGCAGUAAUGCAUCGACGCCAGCGCAUGGCAGUGGCGGCAGUGCGGCAUCCGCCUUGCACUUGAAACACGCACAUGCGCGCAAAGUCUCUCACCACAAAAUUCAAAUCGACGAUGAACGCAACGAGCUCAUUGGGUCAACAGGCGACGACGACGAUGACACUUCCGCCGCACAUAAUGAGCGCAAUCAAGCCUCGAGUGCGUCGUCACCGGCUGCUAGCCGCAAAGAUGUGGAAGCUUUGCGUUAAAUAAUGUUAAACUAUCUUAGGAAACUUAUUUAGAAUUAUUUAAAACAUAUUCGCAAGCACACAUACAUACAUACAUACAUGCAUUUGUAUGUACACAAUUUUAGUUGGUAAAAUGAAGAUCACAUUCGAAAAGGAGCCAAAUAUGUAACUAACAAUGCAAAGAAACAAAGCAAACAGAAACAAUUCAGUACCAGCUAUGCUAGAAUCUGUCCGCGGAAUUUUGAUUGAUUUUUAGGCAUUCCAAAAACUAAAAAAAAAAUUUGUUCUUCCUUGGUUAAAGCUCUUAAGUGGAAAUAUCAAAAUCGAAAGUGUA